Messenger RNA from Peronospora matthiolae, 567 nucleotides. Lineage: Eukaryota; Oomycota; Peronosporomycetes; Peronosporales; Peronosporaceae. The record is from the annotation of a GenBank genome assembly.
AUGCCGGACAUGCCACUGGAGGCGGUGGAGCCUUUGCUUAAACAACAAACGAGUCAAACGGAGACGAAGGCGGACAAGGGCGAGCGAAGAGAGUCGAGGCGAAAGCAAACGCCUCGUUCGUCAAAGGCGAAACCGUCACCUACAGACAGUCCGGAACUGCUGCGGGCUGAAUCGUCCAGUGGCAACGAGUCCAACGUGGACCCGUUGCGCGUGUCGUUCCUGAUCUUUGGAGGCAGUGAAGUGCGGACAGCACGUUCGAGCCCGGAGUUGCACCCGUCGGGAUUCGACGACGUGCAUGGGAGCGAGAUCCGGCCAGUGCUGCAGAACAAGAUGCCGCUUUUUUCUCACUGCCACUGGCGGAAGCGUUUGCGUCGCGGCAGCGCCAAGUCGGACCCGAAAGAAAGACGAGAAUAUCGAUUGCCAGUGAACCAGCGCAGAGACGAGCUGAUGCAGCGCAAAAUUGAAAAGAGCUCGGAAGACGGGGCUGAGACGGAGGAAAAGAAAGGUCGAAAGAAAAAGAGCGGAACGCGCAGAGGGGCGACAAGAAAAUCAGGAAGGGGUACAUGA